AUGGUAUAUAUACGUUGGCUAGGUCAUCAACGUAUAGGUGUGCGUUUUCUGAAUUUUCAAAAAUUUGUGGUAAAUCAUGUUUGUUGUUACAGUCAUUGUUAUAGUCAUAUUGCUCAACGUCUCAAUCACAUCGGUAAUAAUUUAAGUGAGCAUGGAGAGUAUAAAGAAGCCCUUGAUUCUUAUAAACCAGCAUUGGCAAUGCAAGAAACCUAUUGUCCCUCUGAUAAUCUGAACAUCGCAUAUAGUCUUUGUAAUAUCGGUAAUAUUCUGAAUAAUCAAGAUAAAUAUGAAGAAACUAUUGAUUAUCAUCGACGAGCAUUGAUAAUGUAUGAAAAAUAUUCUUCAUCUCAUCAAGCAGACAUUGCAACAAUCCUUAGCAACAUCAGCGAUGCCCUAUAUAAACAAGAAAAAUACGACGAAGUAUUUGAUUAUCAACAGCGAAAACUAGACAUUCAAGAAAGUCAUCAUUCUUCUAUUCAUAUGAGUAUUAUUGAUAGUUUGUAUAAUAUGGAUAACGUUCAAAGUAGUCAAGGAAAAUACGAUGAAACCAUCGACUUUCAUUAA
Didymodactylos carnosus is the source of this 564-nucleotide messenger RNA. NCBI's taxonomy places the organism in Eukaryota, Metazoa, Rotifera, Eurotatoria, Philodinida, Philodinidae. The record is from the annotation of a GenBank genome assembly.